AUGGAUCUCCAAGGCACCCCUAUUUCUCACAGCAGCCGCGGCACCAAGGUCACCAACGACCCUCGUUCACAGCAGCCCAUAGAAGAACCAUCUGGCCCUAUCACCAAUGACUCGCUUGCCGCCCAGUCUAUCCGCCAAGGCGGCGGCUUCUCUGGGAACCGUGGCGCCGAGCCCAUGGGCGUCUCAGGAAACCAAUCCACAGUAAAGAAUACCGAUACAUCCGCCUCCACCAAGCUUCCAUCCGCAUCAUCUAGCGCUCAACGCCAGGAUCGCCAUGAGGAACAGAAGUACCCCGAAUGCGUGGUUGGUCAGGGUAACUUCCCUGGCACACACAUGGACAACUCUGGGUAUGCCGGUGGCUCAACUGCGGCCAAGAGAGAAAUGGGCAUCAAGGCUGGCGAAUACUCUACCGCCAGCGGCAGUAGUCGAGGCACUCAGCACAACGCCGGUGGCAUCCAAGAGGGUGACUUACCCCCCGACGAUGCUAAGAAUGCUAGCUUCGCCUCGGAAAUUGGCUCAAGCGAGGACCCUGGCCGUGGGGCUAUCAACCAGUUCCAGCGCAACAACGCCCACUCUGUUAAUGAUACUGGCCGCGUCCAGCAGAAGGGCGUUGAUGCUCAGAAUCUAUAUGAGCAAUUAGAGAGUGACCAGCGCGCUUAA
Molecule: messenger RNA, 660 nt
Organism: Penicillium vulpinum
Lineage: Eukaryota; Fungi; Ascomycota; Eurotiomycetes; Eurotiales; Aspergillaceae
Exons: 1
Coding region: 1-660 (219 amino acids)
Source: RefSeq, a predicted model, not a curated record